Molecule: messenger RNA, 3228 nt
Organism: Pseudozyma flocculosa PF-1
Lineage: Eukaryota; Fungi; Basidiomycota; Ustilaginomycetes; Ustilaginales; Ustilaginaceae
Exons: 2
Coding region: 1-3228 (1075 amino acids)
Biological process (GO): tRNA splicing, via endonucleolytic cleavage and ligation
Cellular component (GO): nuclear inner membrane
Molecular function (GO): RNA ligase (ATP) activity; ATP binding
Source: RefSeq, a predicted model, not a curated record
AUGCAGGCGGCGGCCACGCACGCACCACCCGACUCCGCCGACGAGCUGGGCGAGCCCGUGCCAAAGGUGCCCAACUCGCCGUCCUCGGCCUUUGCCUGCCUCUCUCUCGACGACGACGACGACUACGACGACGGCGACUGCAACGACAGCUCCCAGCGCCCCACAGGGACCUCGCAGCACAUGGGGGGCAACGCCAGCAAGGCCGCCGAGGUCGCUUCGGCCACCCGCCUCGUAGAGGCCCUCGACGCCGCCAGGAAGAGGCCCAAACCCUUGAUCCGCUCCACCGGACACCGCGUACAGGGCCCGCGCGACGAGCAGCACCACCUCCUCUCGUGGAAGACGAGCGAGUUCGCCUACCGCAAGAGCAGCACAACGGGCUCCGACCUGCCCACCCUCGCUCGCGGCCUCUUUACCGAGAGGCUCCUCACCCGCGAUGGCAGCGUCCAGCACAGGGUGGCCGUGCGCGGCUACGACAAGUUCUUCAACCUGGCAGAGAUGCCCUGGACAAGGCCAGAGGCCAUCCGUGCCUACACCGUCCCGCCCUAUAUCCUCACCUUCAAGGAAAACGGCUGCAUCAUCUUCAUCGCCGCCCUGUCCGAUCACCAGCUCGUCGUCACGUCAAAGCACUCGACCGGCGCCCUCGACGGCGUCGCCGUCACCCACGCCCAAAAGGGCGAGGAGUGGCUCGACGUCCACCUCGCCCGCGCCGCAAAGACGCGCGAGCAGCUCGCCCGCGAGCUGUGGCAGCGCAACGAGACGGCCGUCUUUGAGCUGUGCGACGACAGCUUCGAAGAGCACGUGCUCGAGUACCCGGCGGAGAAGUCGGGACUGCACCUCCACGGCCUCAAUGCCAACUCGGCCACGUUCCGCACGCGGCCCAUGGACGAGGUCGACGCCUUUGCGCGGGAGUGGGGCUUUAUCCCCACGCGCUACAUCGAGGUCGCCUCGCUCGCCGAGCUCCACGAGCUGACGGAUCGCAUCGGCAUGUCCGGAUCCUGGGAGGGCGAGCCGAUCGAGGGCUUCGUCAUCCGCACCCGCAUGCCGUCCACCGACCCGGCCGGCCAGUCGUCGGGCGGCGCGUCCACCGAGGCCGAAUCGAGCUCGGCGGGCUCGACGCGCGCGCCCGUGUCGCCUCCGUACGCGCCGGGCCAGACGUGGUUCUACAAGGUCAAGUUCGACGAGCCCUACCUCAUGUACCGCGACUGGCGCGAGCUGACGCGCAAGAUGCUCUCGCAGAAGGCAGCGUGGGAGAAGACGGUCCACGCCCGCGGUGGGGGCGGGAGCGGCGCAAACACCAUCCCGGGUGCAACAGGGCCGGCCACCGUCGACGAGCCCAUCUCCUCCCCCGCCGAACCGGCCACCACCGAGGCGACGUCCUCUGCAGCAGCCGACGCCGACGCCGACGCCGACACCGGCGAGGCCAAGGUGAGCAAGAGCCAGCUCAAGAGGGAGAAGAAGAAGCUCGAGCGCGAGAAGCGCGAAGCCGAGGCCAAGCAGCGGGCAGCGGCCAUCCAGGCGGGCAUCGCGCCGCCGGAACCGCCGCAGGCGAGGUCCAAGCGGCCCGAGACGCUCAUCUUCAUCCAGUGGUGCUACGACCGGCUGUACGGCGCCAACGGCGUAAAGGCGCGGCCGGACCUGUUUGCCACGUUCGGCGAGGGCAAGGGCAUCAUCGCGCUGCGCAACACGUUCCUUGACUACCUCAAGGCGGCAGAGGGGCAGCAGAAGCUCGCCGCGCUGGGCGGGGGCGGGGGCGACGGGAGCAACGGGGCGGCCGUCGAAGCAGCAGCGGCAGAGGACACGCGGCCGUUUACCAAGACGCUCAUCACGCCCAUCGCCGUGCCCGGCUGCGGCAAGACGGUGCUCGCCGUGGCGCUGUCGGAGCUGUUCGGGUUCGCGCACGUGCAGAGCGACGACUUCAAGGGCAAGAAGGGCUUCCUCGCCAGCGUCGACAAGGAGCUCCAGGCGCACGACGUCGUCUUUGCCGACAAGAACAACCACCUCUUCCAGCAGCGCGACGAGCUCAUUGAGCUGAUGCAGAAGCGCAGCGAUCCUAACCAGGUCGUCAAGCCGCCGUCGAAGAAGAAAAAGGGCAAGGGCGGCGGCGAGGACGAGGCAUCGGCCGCUCCGCCCGCCAUCCCGCGCAUCCGCACAGUGGCCGUGGCGUGGCAGCUGGAUGCGCUGCCGCUCAAUGCGCUGCACCGCAUCUGCUCCGACCGCAUCCUGGCGCGCGGCGACAACCACCAAACGUUGCGCGCCGACACGACGGGCGCGGCGGGGACGCGCGACCACGAGACGUUCGACGAGACCAUCUGGCUCGGCGUCGACGAGGGGCUCGAGGCGUCGCUGCGCCGCAUCGUCAAGGGCCUCUGCCCCAUGCUGGGCCUGCCGAUGCCCGACGACGCGCGCAUCGAGGCCGCACUGGCCAAGGCGGUCGAGUACAAGCCGGCGGUCAAGCGCGAGACAAAGUCUGAAAAGAAGAGCGCCGGCGGUGCCGGCGACAAGGACGCCGUCGAGGGCACCGGCGGAGCGGAAGCGGAAGCGGGAGCGGUGGCCAAGGCCGGCAGCGGCGGCGGCGGUGGCGUCAAGGUGCGGUACUAUGGCAUCGCCGUCGAGCUUGACCUUCACGCUGUGCUCGGCAAGCUCUUCGACGAAGGGCAAAGCAGCGAUGCAUCGUCCGAGGCGAUAGCGAGCGGCCGCGAGUUUUUCCACCAGCUGCGGCAGGAGAAGCGCAUCACGCUCCGCCCGCACAUUACCUUGGUGCACUCGGCCGCCGUGGCAAAGGAGCAGGAGUCUCAAAGCAUCACCAACCCCGAGGCCGCCGAGACAAAAGACGCGCCGGCCAAGCAGGCCGAAGACGUCGCCGGCGCCACAGCACGGUGGGAGCGGUACGCGGACCUCUGCCGACCCUCGAACGACGUCGUCGAGUUCGACAUGGUGCUCGACCGACUCAUCUGGGACGGCCGCGUCAUGGCGCUGUCGGUUCGCGACGUCUCGUCGGCCUCGGUGCCCGACUUCGAGGCGGUCCAGGGCGGCCGUGGCGGGCAGGGUCAGGGACGGUGGCGCCCGCACGUCACGGUCGGUACGGCGGCGCAGGAUAUCCGACCCGUCGAGGCCAAUCGGGCGCUGAUGGAGGCCGAGGAUGGCAAGCAGGGCGUCUUCCAGAUCCCGAUUGGCCAAGGGGGCACGGGCGUGAGGGCAAAGGGCCGGCUGCAGGGCAUGAACCACUGA